AUGGAGUCUCAGAUCCGCCAGAACUAUCACCACGAUUGUGAAGCUGCAAUCAACCGGAUGAUCAACAUGGAGAUGUUCGCCUCCUACACCUACACUUCAAUGGCUUUCUAUUUCUCCCGUGACGAUGUGGCUCUGUCUGGCUUCGCGCAUUUCUUCAAGGAGAACAGCGACGAGGAGCGCGAGCACGCCGACAAGCUACUYUCUUUCCAGAACAAGAGAGGUGGACGCAUUUUACUCCAGGACAUCAAGAAGCCAGAUCGUGAUGAGUGGGGCAAUGGGCUGGAGGCCAUGCAGUGUGCUCUGCAGCUGGAGAAGAAUGUGAACCAGGCCCUGCUGGACCUGCACAAGAUUGCCUCUGACAAGGUUGACCCCCAUCUGUGUGACUUCCUGGAGACCCAUUACCUGAAUGAGCAGGUGGAGGCCAUUAAGAAGCUGGGAGACCACAUCACCAACCUCACCAAGAUGGAUGCUGUCAAAAACAAGAUGGCAGAGUACCUCUUUGACAAGCACACCCUGGGAGGCCAGAGUUAAACCACUUCCACCCCAGGCUACAGCCUUCAGCCUCAGAUCAGGACUCCUGCAUUCUCUGAUAGAUCCUACUGGCUUUGCAUUUAUAGGGAGGGGAGAGUGUUGAACUGGUGCAGUGCACAGCUGUAACAUUGAGGUGUUUUUGUUGACAACACUACUGUAUUUGAGUCRAGGCAUCUUGUAAAACAAUAAAAAAUAUCACUAAAGUUUCUAUUCUAA
Molecule: messenger RNA, 747 nt
Organism: Salvelinus sp. IW2-2015
Lineage: Eukaryota; Metazoa; Chordata; Actinopteri; Salmoniformes; Salmonidae
Product: ferritin, middle subunit
Biological process (GO): intracellular iron ion homeostasis; iron ion transport
Cellular component (GO): cytoplasm
Molecular function (GO): ferric iron binding; ferrous iron binding
Source: RefSeq, a predicted model, not a curated record